AUGACCCAGCAAGACUAUGAGACAUUCAAGCUCGGAGACUGGGAGCUCCAAAGCGGAGAGACGCUCGUCAACGCCCAUCUGGCAUACAAGACCUUCGGCGACCCCAGAUCACCUGCAAUCGUCUACCCCACGUGGUUUUCAGGCUUGAUCUCGGACAAUCUCUGGCUGAUCGGAGAAGACAAGACGCUCAGCCCCAAAGACUAUUUCAUCAUCAUCCCAGCGCUCUUCGGCAACAGCCAGUCAACGUCCCCGACCAACUAUGGCAUUGCCGGUCCCUUCCCCAAAUGCUCUUUCUACGACAACGUCCGUGCCCAGUAUACCCUUGUCACGCAGCACCUGGGGAUCAAGCAUCUCCGCGCCGUCGUCGGAUGGUCGAUGGGCGCGGCGCAGAGCUACCAGUGGGCCACGCAGUAUCCCGAUUUCAUGGAUCUAGUGGUGCCGUUCUGUGGAUCAGCUAGAACGUCCCUUCACAACCAGGUUUUCCUGGAGGGGGUCAAAAGUGCCCUGUUGGCUGCUAAACAGAUUCCCUCUGCGGGUUCGGGUGAUGUCGGUCUCCUUAGAGACGGCCAGACAGAGUUGGGCGCUUGGAGCAUAAAAGAGAGAGAGAUUGGACUCAAGGCUUUUGGUCGAGGAUAUGCAGGAUGGGGUUUCAGCCAAACUUUCUACCGAGAAAGGCUCUAUGAGACCGUAUUGGGCUUCAAAGAUCUAGAAGACUUUAUGCAGAACUUCUGGGAGAAGUGGGCCUUGUCGAAAGAUCCCGAUAACCUCUUGGUGAUGCUGCGAACCUGGCAGAAUGGAAACGUAGCGAACCAAACGCCAUAUGACGGCAAUUUCGAGAAAGCCAUGGCGUCCAUCAAAGCGAAAACCCUGGUGCUUCCCGCGAAGACUGACCUUUACUUCCCACCCGAAGAUUCAGAGUACGAGGUCGCAUGUAUGCAGCCGGGUAUUGGCACACUCCGUGUCAUUCCCUCCAUCUGGGGCCAUUGGGCCGGUGGCCCUGGAGAUAGUAAAGAGGACGUCAAGUGGAUCGAUGGACAGUUGGCGGACUUUUUGAGGUAA
Aspergillus terreus NIH2624 is the source of this 1059-nucleotide messenger RNA. RefSeq names its product homoserine acetyltransferase family protein. Gene Ontology annotation, molecular function: acyltransferase activity, transferring groups other than amino-acyl groups. The record is from RefSeq and is a predicted model, not a curated record. Bases 1 to 1059 code for a protein of 352 amino acids. Gene Ontology annotation, biological process: biosynthetic process. The transcript has 6 exons. NCBI's taxonomy places the organism in Eukaryota, Fungi, Ascomycota, Eurotiomycetes, Eurotiales, Aspergillaceae.